Oncorhynchus tshawytscha (Chinook salmon) is the source of this 2531-nucleotide messenger RNA. Its product is annotated as syntaxin-19. Gene Ontology annotation, molecular function: SNARE binding; SNAP receptor activity. Gene Ontology annotation, biological process: exocytosis; intracellular protein transport; synaptic vesicle fusion to presynaptic active zone membrane. The coding region runs from base 1423 to 2289 and encodes 288 amino acids. Gene Ontology annotation, cellular component: SNARE complex; plasma membrane; synaptic vesicle. The record is from RefSeq and is a predicted model, not a curated record. The transcript is spliced from 4 exons. NCBI's taxonomy places the organism in Eukaryota, Metazoa, Chordata, Actinopteri, Salmoniformes, Salmonidae.
UUAGUGGACCAAAGGGCUGAAGGAAUUUCUCAGGAAUGUUAAUCUUGUCUAUGCAUUAUUAACUAUAGAAGAGCUUCUCAGCUAGUACAUAACAUUCUUACAAAAUACUUUAUUUAUUGGUAUUUCAUUACAUUAACAGAAAGUUUCCUAAAAAUUCAAACAUUGUUACAUUUAAUUUCAAUUUUGGUUAUAUUUCGGGAACACUCUCAGACUGGUUUGACAUUGGGCAUGUUCUCAAAUAGUUCAGAGAACAUUAGGAAACACUGUUCUUCUAUGGGAAUUUCAGCAUUUCAGCAUAACCUUUCCUACAGGUUUCCUCUUGGUUCUAUCAACUUGUUCCAAGAACAUUAAGAAACCUCAAAACCACAAUAAAACUUUAGUAACUUUCAGAUGACAUUCUAAGAAUGUUAUUUAAAAACAUAUAGGCCAAUUUUCUAUUCUCAGCAUCAACAAAACUCUCUCUAUCCCCAAUCUUGUUAAGUAUGUUCAGGGGAGUUGGGCGCGCCCACUAGUUUUUGUUUCCUUUGAAAUGGGGUCUGUUUGAAUAGACUAAAAUUAACAGCUUAGAAUGCUUAAAAAAACAUGGUAUGAUAGCUCCAUCCUGGUGCCAUAGUAGACUUAUUCCAUGGAUAAAAACAGAAGGUUAAAGGUUGAAUCUCACUGAUGCUGUGUCUUGUCACAAAAAAAACUAAAUGUUUGCGUGAUAAAUGGCUAAGGAAAUACAUUUCCAUGUGUCCUAUCUGUGCUUCAAUAAAGUUAACCCCAAAUGAGCUAACAGUGUUUUUGAAAGUUUUAAGGAAGUUAUUAAAAAAUGUCUAAAUAACCUCAGGGCAUUAAUAAAACCUAAGACGUUCUCAGAACCUCCCUGUAACCUAAAAAUAAGCAUUCCCUGUGGAUGCAACAUUUUCACUUCUUUUCUCAUAAUGUUUAAAAAACGUUACAUUUUACUGUUCAGGAAACUUAUGGAUUUGUUCCCACAACCAAUGUGAAACCAAAAACAUACGUUCCCACAACGUCCAAGAAACCAAAUGUGUUAGCGGGGUUUGCGAUGCUAUAAACAAACAAAGUGAAGAUAGACGCGAUUCCAAUUCAAAGUGGACACACCAAUGUAAAUAUUUACCUCAUACAAUCUUGAGUUCCUCAUUGUAAUGAUGAUUAAUUGGGAAGAACAAGAAAGGAAAGGUCACCUGGUAAAAAGUGUUGACUGAAACGGAGUUGUUCAAAACAGUGUUUUGGUCUUCUCUUUAGGCAUACCCAUAAACAGUGCAUUCAGAAAGUAUUCAGACCCCUCGACUUUUUCCAUAUUUUGCUACGUUACAGCCUUGUUCUAAAAUGCUUAGGCUCUGUUCUGUGGUGCUAACUUUACCAAAAGGCCUCAACUGACAGGUUCUGCUAUCCUCCUGAGGGAACUCCACUCUGACCAUGAGGGACCGUCUGGAGGAGCUGCGUCAGAGGGCCCAGGAGUUCCGGGAGGCAAGAAACAAGGCAGAUGAGAUCCCAUUCCCUGAGGAAGACGCUGACCCAGAUGACCCAGCAUGGGUUAGUGUCGCCACCCCGCAGCAGGCUGUGGUGUUUGAGGAGGAACCAGUCCUGGACAACUUCCUGUCCGAGGCUCAGCAUAUCCGCGGUGACAUCACUGAGCUCGAAACCGAGGUGAAGAAGUUUAGCCAGCAUCAAAGGAGCCUGGUGGCAGCCAUGCGUCGUUUCAGUGUGAUGAAGAAGGAGAGCAGUGUGACGAGGGACAUCAAGCUGCAGGCAGAGAGCAUCUACAGACGGCUGGACGCCCUCUUCAAGAAGGCACAGAGUUUAGAAGGCCUGCAGGGACUAGCUACAGCCACUACACGCAUCCAACGCUCCCAACACGCAGCACUACACAGACAAUUCCAGCAGGAGCGGUGUAAACACUUCAUCAUCCGGCAGCUGGAGGUGUCUGGUCGCGACGUCACCGAGGAGGAAGUGGACGAAAUGGUUUCUGCGGGGAAGUGGGAGGUGUUUAACCAGAACCUCCUCAACAAUGAACGCAUCACACGCUCUAAGCUGUCUGAGAUCGAGCAGAGACACAAGGAGCUGGUGAAUCUGGAGAGCAACAUGAAAGAGCUGAGAGAUCUGUUCAUGGAUGUCUUUAUUUUGGUGGAGGAGCAGGGAGACUACAUAGACCACAUCCAGACCAGCGUAGAGAAGACACAGGACUAUGUCACCGUCAGUACAGAGAAGUUUAAAAUGGCUGCCAGGUACAAGAAAAAUAACCCUUUGAGGAGGCUGUGCUGCUGUUGCUGCCCCUGGAGGUGAUGCACAUAGAGGAGAGACUGGAGACUGGAGAUGCCCCUGGAGGUUUUUCAGAUGGGGAGAGGAAGAGUUCUGGAGAGUCUGCAGGUGGCAUUUCACUUAUAAGAAUCUUCAGAGGAGACCAUGUGAAUCAGGCCUUUGUAGUUGAAUUGCUGCAGAGAAACCACUACUAAAGAACACCAAUAAGAAUAAGAGACCUGCUUGUGCCAAGAAACACGAGCAAUGGACAUUAGACCGGUAGCAAU